Diceros bicornis minor is the source of this 1412-nucleotide messenger RNA. RefSeq names its product CUGBP Elav-like family member 3 (gene CELF3). Gene Ontology annotation, biological process: regulation of alternative mRNA splicing, via spliceosome; mRNA splice site recognition. NCBI's taxonomy places the organism in Eukaryota, Metazoa, Chordata, Mammalia, Perissodactyla, Rhinocerotidae. Gene Ontology annotation, molecular function: mRNA binding. Gene Ontology annotation, cellular component: cytoplasm; nucleus; ribonucleoprotein complex. Bases 12 to 1412 code for a protein of 466 amino acids. The record is from RefSeq and is a predicted model, not a curated record. The transcript is spliced from 12 exons.
GGGCCGCCCCAAUGAAGGAGCCGGAUGCCAUCAAGCUGUUUGUGGGGCAGAUCCCGAGGCAUCUGGAGGAAAAGGACCUGAAGCCCAUCUUCGAACAGUUUGGUCGGAUCUUCGAGCUGACUGUCAUCAAGGACAAGUACACUGGGCUGCACAAGGGAUGUGCCUUCCUGACAUACUGUGCCCGCGAUUCAGCCCUGAAGGCCCAGAGCGCCCUGCACGAACAGAAGACGCUUCCAGGGAUGAACAGGCCGAUCCAGGUCAAGCCAGCCGACAGCGAGAGCCGAGGAGAAGACCGGAAGCUCUUUGUGGGGAUGCUAGGGAAGCAGCAGACAGAUGAGGAUGUCCGGAAGAUGUUCGAGCCUUUUGGGACCAUAGACGAGUGCACUGUGCUCCGGGGGCCAGAUGGCACCAGCAAAGGCUGCGCCUUUGUGAAGUUCCAGACCCAUGCCGAGGCCCAGGCCGCCAUCAACACCCUUCACAGCAGCCGGACCCUGCCGGGUGCCUCGUCCAGCCUGGUGGUGAAGUUUGCUGACACGGAGAAGGAGCGAGGUCUCCGCCGAAUGCAGCAGGUGGCCACCCAGCUGGGCAUGUUCAGCCCCAUUGCCCUCCAGUUUGGAGCCUACAGCGCCUACACCCAGGCCCUGAUGCAGCAGCAGGCAGCCCUGGUAGCGGCUCACAGUGCCUACCUCAGCCCCAUGGCCACCAUGGCUGCCGUGCAGAUGCAGCACAUGGCCGCCAUCAAUGCCAACGGCCUCAUCGCCACCCCCAUCACCCCAUCCUCAGGAACCAGCACCCCUCCUGCCAUUGCUGCCACGCCCGUCUCUGCAAUCCCUGCUGCCCUGGGUGUCAACGGCUACAGCCCGGUGCCCACCCAGCCCACUGGGCAGCCUGCCCCUGAUGCUCUGUAUCCCAAUGGGGUUCAUCCCUACCCAGCCCAGAGCCCCGCGGCCCCUGUGGACCCCCUGCAGCAGGCCUACGCAGGAAUGCAGCACUAUACAGCAGCCUACCCGACAGCCUACAGCCUGGUUGCUCCUGCGUUCCCACAGCCUCCAGCCCUGGUCGCCCAGCAGCCCCCACCUCCCCCACAGCAGCAGCAGCAGCAGCAACAGCAGCAGCAGCAGCAGCAGCAGCAACGGGAAGGCCCUGACGGCUGCAACAUCUUCAUCUACCACCUGCCCCAGGAGUUCACUGACUCAGAGAUCCUCCAGAUGUUUGUCCCCUUUGGCCAUGUCAUCUCAGCUAAAGUCUUUGUUGACCGGGCCACCAAUCAGAGCAAGUGUUUUGGCUUUGUGAGUUUCGACAAUCCGGCCAGUGCCCAGGCUGCCAUCCAGGCCAUGAAUGGUUUCCAGAUCGGCAUGAAGCGCCUCAAAGUCCAGCUAAAGCGGCCUAAGGAUGCCAACCGGCCCUACUGA